AUGCCUCCAAAAAAGGAGAACACUAAAAAAAUAGAAAAAGAAAAGCAGAAAAUUGUAGAAGAUAAAACUUUUGGACUGAAAAACAAGAAUAAAAGUAAAAGUGUUCAGAGGUAUAUCAAAGGCGUUCAGCAGCAAGUAUUUCAAACCAAAAAAAAACCUGACGAAAAAAGAAAAGAAGAAAAAGAAAAAGAAAAAUUAAAUCAGCAGAAGUUACUACUAAAUUCGGUUUAUCUAAAAACAGAGAAGGUCAAAAAAAUAAAUGAGUUAGCUGCAACAUAUGAUCCGAAAAAGUCCAAGGAAUCACAAAAAAUAGAUAUUUACACUGAUGUGCGUGAUAAUAAAAAUGAUAAGGAAAAUGACACUAUAGAUCAGUGGGAUAUUAACAGAUUAACAGAGGUUAUAAAUAUAAGACAUAAAAAUGUAAAUAAAACGGACAUUAUAUGUAAGUACUUUUUAAGCGCUGUCGAAAAUAAGCAAUAUGGAUGGUUUUGGGUAUGUCCUAAUGGAGGUGAUAAUUGCAAGUAUAAGCACUGCUUGCCACAAGGAUAUGUAUUAAAGAAGUCCGAAACGACAGUAGAUGAAAAAGAAGAAAGACCUUUAGAAGAAAUCAUUGAGGAAGAGAGAGCACAAUUUAUAAACAACGGUACUACUGUUACACUAGAGCUGUUCAAAAAAUGGUUAAAAGAAAGAGAGGAAAAGAAAAAACUAAAAAAAGACGAACAAAAAGACAAAACAGAAAAGAAAGGCAGAACGAACAUGUUGUCUGGAAAGGAACUAUUUACCUACGAUCCUACAUUAUUCGUUGAUGAUGACAAUGCCGCGAAUACGAAUGAAUACGAUGAUUUGUUUUAUGAUGAUGAGGAAGAUCAAAAGGAGGAUACACCAGAAAAGAAAAAUUAUGUUAAUGGAAAAGUUGAAAAUGAUAAAAGAGAGGAUAAUAUACCAAUAAAUAGUGAAUUGUUCAUUGACGAACUGGACGAUUUGGACGAAUUGGAUUAA
Molecule: messenger RNA, 999 nt
Organism: Plasmodium malariae
Lineage: Eukaryota; Apicomplexa; Aconoidasida; Haemosporida; Plasmodiidae
Product: cytoplasmic translation machinery associated protein, putative
Exons: 9
Coding region: 1-999 (332 amino acids)
Biological process (GO): cytoplasmic translation
Cellular component (GO): cytosol
Molecular function (GO): mRNA binding; metal ion binding
Source: RefSeq, a predicted model, not a curated record